Messenger RNA from Aspergillus alliaceus, 3972 nucleotides. Its product is annotated as WD repeat-containing protein. Lineage: Eukaryota; Fungi; Ascomycota; Eurotiomycetes; Eurotiales; Aspergillaceae. Gene Ontology annotation, cellular component: Cul4-RING E3 ubiquitin ligase complex; cytoplasm. Gene Ontology annotation, biological process: negative regulation of fatty acid biosynthetic process. The transcript is spliced from 5 exons. The record is from RefSeq and is a predicted model, not a curated record. Gene Ontology annotation, molecular function: protein binding. Bases 293 to 3604 code for a protein of 1103 amino acids.
ACUGAACGACGAUCCGUUCCUUCCCAGAAUUCCUCCCUCACGUCCUGCGUCUGACACCGCUCAUCCUUUUUAUGUACAUACCCUUAGCGGAUUGGGCCUUCGGUUUGCGGCGUUUUACUUCCGAUAACAGUUUAUCAGACACCUGUUUAUAAGCGUCGCAUCGCUGGUUUGCGCCAAACCUGACGCUGACGUCACCGCAGCAGCAGUCGCGGUCCAGAGUCUGUCGCACGCGAUGAUCCAGACCCAGGCAGACUGAAUCUGUUCCUACUGCCGCACGUCUAUAGACGCCGCCAUGAAGUGUACGCUGCAUGACCGUCUCUGGCGCAGGGAAACCGGGGAGCAAUCGCAUUUCGCGAGUAUCCGCGGGAUUUAUGGGUCCAAGGAAUGGGUGGACGAUCUUGACAUUGUCAACGAGCUGGGUGGACAUACAGGCUGUGUCAAUGCACUGUGCUGGUCUCGGUCUGGUCAACUUUUAGCCUCGGGAUCUGAUGACCAUUACGUGAACAUUUACUCUUAUCAACCUGAGUCAUCCUCUGCGCCAUUCUCCUUGAAUACUACUCUCCAUACUGGCCACAAGGCGAAUAUAUUUUCCGUCAAGUUCAUGCCACACUCAAAUGAUCGUACCUUGGUAACAUGCGCAGGUGACCAUCAGGUUCGGGUCUUUGAUAUUGAAUAUUCUAGCAGCAAUGGGAAUCUGGAGGCGACAUCUGCGUUCACUGCAUCCGCUCGAAGUCGGCGAUUCAACAACUUUUUCACCAAUACCCGCUUCUUGACUGCAGAGAAUACCAACAGCCGUGUCUACCGCAGCCAUGCCGAUCGUGUUAAGCGUAUCGUUACCGAGUCGUCUCCAUAUCUGUUUCUUACCUGUUCCGAGGAUGGCGAGGUGCGGCAAUGGGACCUGCGCCAGCCUUCUUCAGAGUACCCUAAACCGCAAGGUGGACAGGGCCCCAUGUCCUAUCGACCGGGCGUGGUACAUGAUGAUUCGAAUGUUCCUCCUCCGUUGAUAUCUUAUAAACGGCACCACCUUGAUCUCAAUACGAUAUCGUGCUCUCCUACCCAACCACAUUACAUUGCGCUUGGCGGCGCCCAUCUUCAUUGUUUCCUGCAUGAUAGACGGAUGCUCGGGCGUGAUUUGCUUGCGGAGAGAGGUGAUCCGGGUGGCUCUCCUCGGAUCGGCAGCGAUCGCGAUGACGAGUUAAUGAGCCAGGCGACAAGAUGCGUUCGAAGGUUUGCACCAAACGGCAAGCGUCGGAUGAAGGCGCGGGAUAACGGACAUAUCACGGCCUGUAAGAUUAGUGAUGUCAAUCCCAACGAGAUGGUUGUAAGCUGGUCGGGCGAUCACAUAUACAGUUUUGAUCUAGUCCAGAGUCCCGAUGCCAGGGAAGCUGAGGCCGCACGCCAGGAAUCCGUGCAGGAAACACUUUACCCACGGAAGCGACGAAGCUCAAAGAAUAGGAAGCGAAAGCGCCGAACUGGUGCCUCGAUAUCAUCUUCUGAAUUUAGUGGUAAUCGGCAUCAGUCUCGCCGCCGGUCCCAAGAACAACAAGAUGAGGAUAAGCCGACGAUUCACGCUCAGUACGGGAAUGGCGAGUCAGGGGAAAUUCCACUCUCAUCGCUGGCAGUAUCUCCUUCCAGCACAUCCAGACAUGCGAGAAAGCAAGCAAGGUACCCUGUCCUGAGUGAAGCGCAACGGCUUAGUAUGCGUAUCGCAAAGGCUCUUGUUAAGCUCCGCAAGGCUCUGUUCUCGCUAGAGCCGUCCGUACGUGAUGCAGGCGAAUCGUCGAGCACAAACCUGACUCCGUAUACUGAUUCUUUCUCAACGGUGCUGACCCUAGCUUCUGAGUAUCUCUCGAUCAUGAAUAAAGUCAUGCGAACGUGGGGAUACCCUCUCAAUCCUACUCCUGACGUGGUUCGGUUCCAGCAAGCUCUUCGCCAUAACAGGGAAGCAUCCUGGAGAUUUUUCCAAGCCGCGGGAACAUUGGCACGUGUCCUAGGGGGCGAGAUCCGAGGAAGUGAUGUUCCUAGCGUAGAGUUCCUGCAAAUAAUGCCCGCACCCGGAGAGAAUAAUUCUAUCGCUCGAGAGGCUCAAUUCGGCUAUGACUUCGUGAAGGCUAUACUCCUGUUUCUUGAAGGAGGUAGAGAGGCCCUCGUUUCGGGAUUCAAGAGUAGUAACGAACACCGGCGUAAUGUGGCACGGUACCCAUUGUCCGACAAAGCCGAGGACAGUGCCAUUGAAACAGAGUUAGUCCCUUACCUACGCGGACUCGCGGGCGACACGCCCGUCAUAAAUGUUGAUGCUUCGAGAUUCGAACACGAUAGCAGACGUAUACUCUUCGCAAAUCAGCACGCGGCAGUGACCGCUUUUGCGAACGUGGUGAAACUACCUCUUGAAGAUCUGGAGAGCUCUGCUGCUCGAAUCCAUGGUGGUGAUGGUGUCUCUCAUACCUCCCAUAUCCGAUCCCUUGACCGGACAGGUGUGAUGCGGUUUUGGGGCUUGAAGGUCGCUCGUGGAGUCUUAAUGGACGCUGGUUCGGGAGUUAAUUACAGUUUUGCAAAUCGUGCCUUCGGUGGCUUGCGUACAGUAGUGGAAGAUGAAUCCGAAGGCGAGACAGGUCCAGAGAGGUCGCAAGCUGACAUCGCUCCCGACCUUGAAGAUGACCCAAUCAUUCGACAGCUUAAUAUGCUAUCUGCCAUUCAUUCUACCGAGGAAGCCCUGAAUCUACGUGGUGUAGGACCCGAGGCUACGUCUGGAUCUGUAUCCCACGUAAUCCUAGCUCCAUCGACUGACGGCGAUAUCGAGACAAGUGAUGAUAGCUUUUUCGAACAGCACGCCCUUGGUGCUGAGAGUGAUGCUGAGAGUGAUCCUGAUGAUGUGGCCGUGGAGGAAGAUGAUGAGGAUGAAGAAGAGGAUAGCAGCGACGACAAUGAUGACGAUAACGAAUAUGAACUUGAUACCGGCUCUGAAGAGUCUUCGGACGACAGUGAUUUACUUGAGCCCGAAGAGCGCAUGUAUAGGCUCAAUGGCUUGCGAUCAAAUCGAAGAGAGGAUGUGGAACUCGACGUUCCGUGCUCCUCGCAUACAAGAGUUUAUCGCGGACAUUGCAAUGUGAAAACAGUCAAAGAUGUCAACUUCUUUGGGUUGAAUGACGAAUACGUGGUAAGCGGCAGUGAUAUGGGACAUCUGUUCAUCUGGGAUCGCAAGACGUGCGAUUUGGUCAAUAUCCUGGAAGGUGAUAGUGAAGUUGUCAACGUCAUACAAGGCCACCCGUAUGAACCGACCAUUGCGGCUUCUGGAAUAGAUAGUACUAUCAAGAUCUUCUCUGCCGACAGACAUUCCCAGGAAAACGCUCGUUGUGGCAUCAACAUUCUGAAUCCCGAGAACCCUGCCAAUGUUUUAGGGCCGAGUGUAUCAAACGUUGGUGGACUCAAGAGCUGCAAGCGCAUGCAUGACAGCUACCAGAUCAUGAGCCAGAACGAUGUUGAACGUCAAGGCGGUAUGGCUGAUGCAAGCUUCACAAGAGAAAUGCUUUCCCGAAUCGCGGUAAGCAUAAGGCAUGGCGGCGGACAAGGAAUUGUUGUGGAUGAGAACUGCAACAUGAUGUGAAAAAUCAGAUAGCUUAAAAAAAGCACCCUUGCAUGUCUUAGGGGUACAGUACAGUCCCUUGCGCAAAAAAUGGGGAUUUACUUUCGAUCAUUAGUAUCUUUAAUAGGUAGACCUUUUAUUUUUAUUUUUUGGAGAACAGGCGCCUUUUUGGAUCAUAACUUUGACCCUACUAUCGUAUAGUAUGUCUAUGGGAACCCGAUUUUACUCUCAUGAGUGCUGAACAACACACUGGAGGGAGGGGUUGACAUCAGCUAUUCUUAUGUCGUAAGCAUAAAUCCGUCUCAAUGCAUCUUAUUAUUGCCAAGUAGGUUUUCAGCAUACCAUCAUCUUUAAUUCUUUCUCCUGUGAUUGUAAACCACACGUCUACU